AUGCGGCUGCGGAGACCCGGCCCGCAGGCCGCCCCCUCCUCGGCCGCGGCCGCCUCCUCCAGCGCGGGGACCGGCGACGCGCGGCGGCUGGCGCCCCCGGGGCGGAACCCCUUCGUGCACGAGCUGCGCUUCAGCGCCCUGCAGAAGGCCCAGAUCGCCAUCAUGACACUGACCCUCUUCCCCAUCCGGCUCCUGUUCGCCGCCUUCAUGAUGCUGCUCGCCUGGCCCUUCGCGUUUGUGGCUUCACUGGGAUCUGAUGGGAAAGAACCGGAACAGCCCCUGGCCUUGUGGCGGAAGGUCGUGGACUUGCUGCUCAAGGCCAUCAUGCGGACCAUGUGGUUUGCCGGCGGCUUCCACCGGGUGGCCGUGAAGGGGCGACAGGCCCUGCCGACUGAGGCGACCAUCCUGACCCUGGCACCACACUCCUCGUACUUUGAUGCCAUCCCUGUGACCAUGACAAUGUCGUCCAUUGUGAUGAAGGCAGAGAGCAGGGACAUCCCGAUAUGGGGAACUCUGAUCAAGUACAUCCGGCCAGUGUUUGUGUCCCGAUCAGACCAGGACUCGCGCAGGAAAACCGUGGAAGAGAUAAAGAGACGGGCACAGUCGAACGGGAAGUGGCCACAGAUAAUGAUUUUUCCAGAAGGCACUUGUACCAACAGGACCUGCCUGAUUACCUUCAAACCUGGUGCGUUUAUCCCCGGAGUUCCUGUCCAGCCUGUGGUUUUACGAUACCCAAAUAAGCUGGACACGAUCACGUGGACGUGGCAAGGACCCAGAGCGUUGGAAAUCCUGUGGCUCACACUGUGUCAGUUUCACAAUCAGGUGGAGAUUGAGUUUCUCCCAGUGUACCACCCUUCAGAGGAGGAGAAGAGGAACCCAGCACUGUAUGCUAGCAACGUGAGGCGCGUCAUGGCGGAGGCCCUGGGCGUCUCCAUCACGGAUUACACGUUCGAGGACUGCCAGCUGGCCCUGGCAGAAGGACAGCUCCGUCUCCCCUCGGAUACUUGCCUUCUGGAAUUUGCCAGGCUUGUGAGAGGCCUCGGGUUAAAGCCAGAAAAACUUGAAAAAGAUCUGGAUAAAUAUGCAGAAAACACUAAGCUGAAGAAGGGCGAGAAGAUAGACCUGUUGGAGUUCGCCGCGUACCUGGAGGUCCCCGUUUCGGACACGCUGGAGGGCAUGUUCUCACUGUUUGACGAGAGCGGCAGUGGCAAGAUGGACCUGCGGGAAUAUGUGGUCGCCUUGUCUGUCGUCUGCAGACCGUCCAAGACUCUGGACACCAUCCAGCUGGCAUUCAAGAUGUAUGCGUCACCGGACGAUGGCUGCAUAAGUGAGGAGGACCUGUCCUGCAUUCUGAAGACGGCCUUGGGUGUGGCAGAGCUCCCUGUGACCGACCUCUUCAGUGCUAUCGAUGAAGACAGGAAGGGAAGAAUCUCCUUUGCCGACUUCACCAGGUUUGCAGACAUGUACCCCAACUUUGCAGAAGAAUACCUGUAUCCUGACCAGACACGGUUUGAAAGCUGCACGCAGACUCCAUCAGCACCAACCCCAAACGGCCUCUGUACUGACUUCAGCCCUGAAAGCACUGACCCCGGGGGGCAGCCCCUCCAUAGGAAACUGGACUAGGACGGAAGGUUCCAGAGAGAUGAGAGCUUCCCAGCUCUGUCGCCAUGCCCUCCACAGGGCUGUGGCUCCCCAUUCGCGCGUGAGGACAUCUGAUGUUCUCUCCCCACAUGCUCUAUGUUUAUUGUCUCCAGACCCAGGUUCUAGAAGACCUGGGGUGUGUAAGGAGCCCUGGUGGUACAAUGGGAAAGCACUCAGCUGCUAACCGGCAGGUCAGCGGUUCAAAUCCACCAGCAGCUCCACGGGAGAAAGAUGUGGCAGUCUGCUUCCGUAAGGAUUACAGCCUUGGAAACCCUAUAGGGCAGUUCUGCUCUGUCCUGUAGGGUUGCUAUGAGUCAGAAUCGCCUCGACAGCAAUGGGUUGGGUUUUUGGUGGGGUUUGUCUUCAUUGUUUCAUUGUGGAGAGUUUCAGUUUAAGACCCCAGCUUCAGGGUAUAUCCUGUGCCCUGUGUGUAUCUGACAGGAAGCCACACAUGUGUUUAUACCCACCGUCUGGUCUUCUGCCCGUGGGAUGCCUCUGCAAGGGGGUUGCUGGCCGCACAGUUACUUUGCAGGGCCCAGUGGACACCAGGUGUUGCUGUGUCUUUACCUAAAGUAGCCUGGUUUUCAGUUUUCCUUACUGUCUUUCCUAAUGGCCUGUUUUGCCUGUUGGCGGUGGCAUGCAGAGAAGGCAGGGGCCCUCUGUACACCUACCACACACACCUGAAACCCGGAAUGUGUCACCAUGUUUUCAUUCCAGCACAAACUACCCGCCACCUCAUGGGUUCCCAGUGCUGCAGUGGCAUUGUCUGAUUUUUUAAAUAUUUCUAUAUUUGUGUGGAAACCCAUGUGUAUUUUAUAAACUUCAUUUCAGUACUUCAGGAAACAUUCAGCGUUUUUUAAAAAAGAGAGAAUGUUUUUUCUACUUCAUUUUUCCUUUUAGGGUCAGAGGAUAUUUAUUCACAGGCCCGUUUUUGAUAGGCUCUGAAGCUCUUUGGGGCUUUGACUUAAAUUUCUCCCAGGCCUCUCUCUACCAGGUAAAUUUCUCUCCUCCCAGUUGGUGGGGACCCCCAGGGAGGCUUGGCCAAGAGGACCUGGCCCCAAAACCCUGUAUCUGCUCUCCCCCAUUCUUGCUGAGUCCCCUGCCCCUUUGUUUUAUAAACGUUAACCAUUUGGUGGGUCUGCUUCAGGAUAACGUGGUCUGCUUCAUUGUGGCUUAAGCUCCAGGCGAAGUGCUGAGAGUGGGUGAAAUAGAUUAGGCCUCAGGGUAGGAAAGAGCUAGGCGUUAUCCACUUAUGUUGUGAGUGGUUGUGACUUUCUAUGCUGGGGGCAGACUGUGACGCUCUGGGGGUAGACUGAGCAGUUCCUCCAUCACUGACAGGUCAAGUCCCGGGGAAAAAGACCUUUCCUUCCUCUUAGCUCCAACUUCUAUGGUGACUUGGAAUUCCUGGGUGGCGCAAACGGUUAACACACUCGACUGCUAACCAAAAGGUUGGAGGUUUGAAUCCACAUCGAGGUGCCUCAGAAGAAAAUCCUGGCAAUCUGUUUCCCAAAAAUCAGCUGUUGAAAACCCUAAGGAGCACAGCUCUACUCUGACACACAUGGGAUCACCAGGAGUUGGAAUCAGCUUGAUGACAGCUGGUUUGGUCCCCCCCCCCCAUUAGCCGCUUCUCUGAAUCCCUUCCCACAGAGGGCUGAGCGGGGUCAGCGGCGUG
Messenger RNA from Loxodonta africana (African savanna elephant), 3313 nucleotides. It is a transcript of the gene LPCAT1, whose product is annotated as lysophosphatidylcholine acyltransferase 1. Gene Ontology annotation, molecular function: calcium ion binding; lysophosphatidic acid acyltransferase activity; 1-acylglycerophosphocholine O-acyltransferase activity. The coding region runs from base 1 to 1623 and encodes 540 amino acids. Gene Ontology annotation, cellular component: endoplasmic reticulum. Lineage: Eukaryota; Metazoa; Chordata; Mammalia; Proboscidea; Elephantidae. The record is from RefSeq and is a predicted model, not a curated record. The transcript is spliced from 14 exons.